AUGAGUUUAAGGGCCAUCAAGCUAGUAACAUUUGAUGUUACCAACACUCUACUACAGUUCAAAGUGCCUGCCUGGCAGUAUUACGCUAAGGUCGCCAAGGACUACGGUUUCAACGGCCCUGACGAUCAAAUCAAAACGAGGUUCAAAAAAAGCUUCAACCAUAUGUGGGAAAAACAUCCCAACUUUGGAAAAAAAGGCAUUGAAUGGGAAGAAUGGUGGACCCAAGUAGUUAGCAUGACUUUGAAAGACCACCUUCCUAGUGGCACGGAUGUGGCAACCGUUGCUCACGAGCUCAUUGAAGAAUUUAGAACAGACAGAUGUUGGCAGAGUGCCUCUGGUGGAGAAAAACUAAUGCAUCACUUCAAGAAUCUGGGAAUACAAAUUGGGGUUAUAUCAAAUUUUGACCCUCGUCUUAAUGAUAUACUGAACAAUGUUAGCUUGAAAAAAUAUUUUGAUUUCAUAGUGACAUCAUAUGAGAUUGGAUACAGCAAACCUGAUGAGAGGAUUUUCAAGUGUGCUAUUGGAAAGUGCAGGGUGCCCGUAACACCACCUGAAGCACUACACAUAGGAGAUGACAUUGUGAAAGAUUAUCAAGGGGCCCGGGCUGCUGGCUGGCACGCUGUCCUGAUCAAUCCCGACCUGGAUAAAGGUUCUGAGCCCUUGCAGCACCAUGUAUUUAAAAGCUUGGAGGAACUGAGUAAUGUCAUAAUGGAGAAGAAAUUAAAACUGUGA
Spodoptera exigua (beet armyworm) is the source of this 732-nucleotide messenger RNA. The record is from the annotation of a GenBank genome assembly. NCBI's taxonomy places the organism in Eukaryota, Metazoa, Arthropoda, Insecta, Lepidoptera, Noctuidae.